CGCCGAAGACCGUAGAGCGUGCCCGGCGCCCUCGGGGUGCAGGGCCCGGACCGCUCGCUGUUGGGGCAGAGCCAACCCUUACCAUCCGGGAGCUUCCAGUCGAGUGGGGAGACAUACGCUGAUUAUGGAAGAUUCUCACAAGAGUAACACUUCAGAGACAGCACCUCAAUCUGGUUCCACAGUUCAGGCAGCUCAUAUUUCUCAUAUUGCUCAACAGGUAUCAUCUUUAUCAGAGAGUGAGGAGUCUCAGGACUCAUCUGACAGCAUAGGCUCCUCACAGAAAACCCACGGGAUCCUAGCAUGGCACCCAUCUUACAGAAAGAUUUUGAAAGACCUAUCUUCUGAAGAUACACAGGGCAGAAAAGGAGACGGAGAAAACCCUGGAGUCUCUGCUGUUAACGUCUAUGUCUGUUCCAACUCCCAUCUAUCAGACCAGCACCGGACACUACAUUGCCAUUGCCCCAAAUGGAGCCUUACAGCUGGCCAGUCCAGGCACAGAUGGAGUACAGGGCCUUCAGACAUUAACCGUGACAAAUUCAGACAGUACUCAGCAAGGUACAACAAUUCUCUAGUAUGCACAGACUUCUGAUGGACAACAAAUACUUGUGCCCAGCAACCAGGUUGUUGUACAAACUGCGUCAGGAGAUAUGCAGACAUAUCAGAUCCGUACUACACCUUCAGCUACUUCACUACCACAAACUGUGGUGAUGACAUCUCCCGUGACCCUUACAUCUCAGACAUCCAAGACAGAUGACCCCCAACUGAAAAGAGAAAUAAGGUUGAUGAAAAACAGAGAAGCUGCUCGAGAAUGUCGCAGAAAGAAGAAAGAAUAUGUGAAAUGCCUGGAAAAUCGAGUCGCAGUUCUGGAAAAUCAAAACAAAACUCUAAUAGAAGAGUUAAAAACUUUGAAGGAUCUUUAUUCUAAUAAAAGUGUUUGAUUCUUAAGAAGAAAAUAUUUUUGUGGACUUGCCUAAAAAUUAGAUGGAUUUCUUUUUAGUGGAGUUUUAUGAAUUAAAAGGUCAAAAAUGAAGCUUUUUAUUUAGGUUUUUACAACUCAAAGAGAAAUACCUUACACGAGAGAUCUGGUGACAGAGGAUAAAGUGGAAAAAGACCUCAAGAAAGUUACUGGCACAACUGGAAGCUCUGUAAAAAUUAAACAUACUCAAGAAACAUUUGAAAUGAACUUUCACCAAUUCGAAUUUUCUAAAUAACAAUAGUUGCCAAUAUUCCAAAAAUGGUAGAUAAGAUGAAAUUUGGUAAAUCAAAUCUUUAAAAAUAAAUCAUUUUACCCUUA
Bubalus bubalis (water buffalo) is the source of this 1294-nucleotide messenger RNA. RefSeq names its product cyclic AMP-dependent transcription factor ATF-1-like. Lineage: Eukaryota; Metazoa; Chordata; Mammalia; Artiodactyla; Bovidae. The transcript is spliced from 2 exons. Bases 648 to 938 code for a protein of 96 amino acids. Gene Ontology annotation, biological process: regulation of transcription by RNA polymerase II. Gene Ontology annotation, molecular function: RNA polymerase II cis-regulatory region sequence-specific DNA binding; DNA-binding transcription factor activity, RNA polymerase II-specific. The record is from RefSeq and is a predicted model, not a curated record. Gene Ontology annotation, cellular component: ATF4-CREB1 transcription factor complex; nucleus.